Molecule: messenger RNA, 6419 nt
Organism: Lymnaea stagnalis (great pond snail)
Lineage: Eukaryota; Metazoa; Mollusca; Gastropoda; Lymnaeidae
Source: the annotation of a GenBank genome assembly
GACAAAGAGGAAGUCAAGACAAACUGUUGUUAGCUCUAAUACUGUAGUAGCAGUAGUGGCUAGCAAUAUUUAUUUAUUUUUCAUCAUACAACUUAGAAAAAUUAAAGUGUGCAUAUUUGAUUAGCAUUAAGAUCUAUUAAAAAAAUCAACAAUGUCGUUCAAUUUUAUGGUUGGUAUGAGUGACUAUUGUCUUGAGCCAACGCCUACGGGAUUUUCGUACCAUCAUCCUACUAUUCCGAUUUCAACAACAUCCAGUCCUAUGCAUACUCAUUCAAGUUCAAGUCAUGUUCAUCAAACUCACGGUGGUCAUGGUCAUGUUCACAGCCACAACCACACUGACAAUUUAACAAACAUUCCUGGGCUAGCUCCGUCAUCGCUAGGAUCUUUAGGACAAGGAGGCUCUUUUAAUGGUAUAUAGUAUAUAUGCUUUUAGGCUUUUUUUAGAGUAAAUUUACAUAAACAUAAAUAAAAAAUGAAUUCAAAACUUUAUAAUUAAUAGUAAUACCGGUACUGAGUGAUAUUCAUACCGAUAAUACUUAGUUGAGGUAGAAAAGGUAGGCCUGCUGAUAGAGGUACCUAAUAAAUAAUCAACAUGUUGUUAGUGAUAAUAGUGACUGUCUUUAAUUUUAUCAAUCAAUGUCAAUGAGAAAUAAAUAAUUACAGUGUAACUGAGUAUAAAUACUCAUAUUUAUAUGACACACUUUUAUAACCAAAAAUCUAUUGACUUGAUUUCACUGUGAUCUAAAGUCCAUGGCCGGAUAUCAGAAGACCAGGCGUAUAUCAUGUGCAAAACAUGUGCUUGAGUAUACAAGUAUAAUCGAGAGCAAGGGAGAAAACAAAAUUUCCCCCUAAAUUUUGAUUUGACAUGAUGGUCUUCUGCAGUCGUACCACAUAACUCAUCAAAUUAAAGCGCUUGAUCUGGACUCUUCAAAUGUACCAUUUACUAUCUGAUUCACAAGGACUAUCAUUUUCACAUGAUUUUAUGACUGAAGCAAUUACUGGUAACUAAGUUUUACUCUAAACAAAGCAGCUCCACACUGUUAAAAGAAAUACCAAGCCAUUGCAACUAAUCAAAUAAUAUGCAUACUGUUAUUCAGUGUGGAUUAGUCAUUUAUAUGAAAAGUAGGAGAAUCAUUUUCUCCCUUGCUGUCACUUACACUUACACUCCAGCAGAGGGCAACAGUAGAAACAGUAGUUGUGUUUAUUAUAUAUAUAUAUAUAUAUAUAUAUAUAUAUAUAUAUAUAUAUAUAUAUGUGUGUGUGUGUGUGUGUCUUUAUGUUUUUGACGAUUUUUUUUCUGUUUAUAUGUUUUUAUGUGAAAAUUUUUUGUUAUAUCUUUUUUAUACUGUUUUUCAGUGUGGAUUAGUCAUUUAUAUGAAAAGUAGGAGAAUCAUUUUCUCUCUUGCUGUCACUUACACUUACACUCCAGCAGAGGGCAACAGUAGAAACAGUAGUUGUGUUUAUUAUAUAUAUAUAUAUAUAUAUAUAUAUAUAUAUAUAUAUAUAUGUGUGUGUGUGUGUGUGUCUUUAAGUUAAUGACGAUUUCUUUUCAGUUUACAAGUUGUUAUGGGAAAAUUUUUUGUUACAUCUGUUUAUGUUAAAAAAUGAGCUAGUAACGCCAAAACUAAGGGUGCAACCUAACACAAGUAUAUUACAGCAAUGAAUAUUUAAAUAACAAAGCGAUUAGAUAUUUCCAUCAGUUUUGAAUGAAUUUAGUAUAGAGCCUGGUUGGACUUAAGAGACGCAAUCAGCACAUCCAAUCUCUAGUUACUUGGGCCUUUAAUGAAAAAAUAUAUAAUUAAACUUUUUAACAUUUUUUAUAUUUGUGGCAGAGCCAUUUUUAAAUAGAGUGCGGGAGAGUUUAGGUGCUUACUUCUAAUCUUCAAGUGUUCUAAAAGAAAACAUCAGUCCCAAACUUUUCAAAUCAUACUUGAUUCUGGCUUAGGGACUUCUAAGACUUAUAAAAGUGGAAGAAAAUAAAAAAAAAAUCCUGCAACUUCCAACUUGAGAGACUAAAUCUAUCAGCAUGAAUCUAUAAGCUCUCAAUUAUUGUCAGUCAAUGGCCCAAAGCUUGGUAGAAUGGGACAUUUGAGUAUAUAUUUUGGUAAAUGGUGACCAUUGAUGGUUAUUCUGGUAAAAAUAAAAGUUUGUAGUAUCAAUGCUCUUUGCUUAAUAAUUGUAUUUACCUUCUUAGAAUUUCUUCAAUUAAAUUAUAAAUAGGUUUAUUAUUUUGUUUAUUAGGUUAUAUUGGGUAGUGGAUGGUGCAGAACAAUUAUUUUAGCCAAAUUUCUGCUUUUCAAAUUUACAAAAUUAGCCUUCAUUUUUUUCUCACAAUAAUUAGCAAAUUUUUGUAAAAAGUAAUUUCUGGCUUCUUUCUUGAAAUUUGCUUGCUUCAUCUUGUUUUAAUUGAAUGCUAUUAGUCUUUAAGAUAACAUUCUUUUAUUGAUCCAGACAAAUGGAAAUGUUUUAUGAUUGCAUUGCACAUUAUAAGAUAAGAUAAGAUUCUUUUAUUGAUCCAAACAAAUGGAAAUGUUUUAUGAUUGCAUUGUACAUAAAUAAAACAAUUUGAACACAAGACAUUUAUAUUAAUAAAUUAUUUCACUAGUAAAAAAAAAAACCUCCCAAAAACACAGCCAUUCAGUGAGUUCUCUUAGCUACAUCAGGGACUUAUUAGUUAUCAUUAAGAUUUGUGACUUUAGAGGGAGCACGCUGGUAAAUUUGAACAUACUUUAUGUAUAAUAAACAUUUGAAUUGGUUUACAGUAACAGUUAUUUGAAAAAAAUGCUCUAAUCAAAAUGUUUGUAGUAACAAUGUUUUAUCCUGGAAGGGGCUGGUUGCUAGAAAUGUUACAUUAGGAGGUGAGUGGACAUUUUAUAUAGCGCUAGAAGGGGUAAAAAUGUUCAAUUUUUGUGUUACAUGAUAUGUGCGCAGCCAAUUAUCAGCAGCAACGCAAAUUUUUUGUAUAUAGCAAUGAUUUAUUUCAGACACCUCAUUGUUUUGCCAGACAUAAAUAAUUCUUGCCAAUUAUUUUGUUUUCAUUUUUAUGAUCCUGAAAUAUUUUAAUUCUGGCAAAAGUUACCUGGAAUUAUGCUUUAUGAGUUUUUUUGUUUUUUUUUACCAUGAAUGAUUCUCAUUGAAUGCACAUUAGUAGGUUGUCAUCUUUUAUAAAAAUUGUUUGCGUAUCAGACCCAUCGAAGCAAGCACUAACAUAAUGACAUCAUUGAAUGCUAUAUGUUUUGAAGAAAUCAUCGGUUACUCAAAAAAUAUUGUUAAAAAAACAAUGCCUGUAAUAUGUUCUGUCUUUUUAAUCACAAAACAGACAUCUCAUUCUUGCAAGAGGUUAAGAUUUUUUAAUAAAAUCGCUGAGAAUUAUGUUUGCCUGUGUUGGCUGUUUUAAAUAGCAAAUGGUUUAGUUUUUUAGAAAUUUACUUGUCAAAAUUCUAUGUGCGUGCACAAAUUCUGUGAUAGUUAACAGCUUGAUUAUUGUCUAAUCACUGAACCAUUUUAUCAACUCGAUUAUAUUAAAUUGCUGAGCUCACCAUAAACUUUGAAGAUUAUCUCCUCGUUUAGCGCUAUUGCUGUGGCACACCUGGCAGCAUCUCGCGGCACACUAGUGUAAGGUUGUGGAGAUCUGCAUUAGAUAGUUAGUCAGAGUUUUAUAAAGAUAAUAUAAUCUAACAUUUUAUUCUAAAUCCAUUUUAUUAAAAAAAAAUUAAACCUUAAAGCUAUUAAAUAGAGAAACAUUUUUGUAACAUGAAUAAAUUUUAUGUGUUUAAUUUUAUGUGUUUAAAAUUUUCCUUAGGUUUCUCCUACCACACAGAACCUUUGAUUCGCCAAGAACCAGAACCUAUAGUAACUGGCCCAGUAAAAAAAAAAUCAAAGAAAGAACGAAAACGAAGACCGGCCGGUACGACACUUUCUCGGGCAGAGCUGAAGAGGAGGCGUAAUGCUGGUGAAGAAUAUGUGACUAGGAAAGGUAAACUGGUAGGCAGAAAAGAAUAUGAACCUAUUGACUGCAAAUGUAGGCUGAAUUGUACAAAAAACGUCACUCACGAUAUGAGGAAGUUAAUUUUCGAUCAGUUUCAUGCCCUUGCAGAUUGGAAUAAUCAAACGCAAUUCAUUGUUUCGUCUGUGACAGUGCUCGAUAUUAAAGAAAGGAAGCGGAGGCUAAAGCAGGAGUUAUCAUCCCCUAAAACCAAACGAUCCUCGUCUAGACUCUUCCAUCUUACAAAUAAAAAAAUUCGUGUGUGCAAGCCAGUUUUUCUCUCUGCAUUAGGAAUCACAAACAAAAGGUUAGACUAUGCACUUAGGUAUAAAGCAUUACCACUGACUGCUCUUGCAACACCGGAUUUCAGGGGCAAAAAGGGACCACUCAAUAAAACACCCCUGGAAGUAGAAGACCGCAUCAGAGCACACAUUAAAUCUUUCCCCAAGUCCUCCAAUUCACAAGGAAAACCGGGGAAAGGAGGGCAGACUCUCCCGCCAGACCUAACCAUCUCAAAAAUGUAUUCACUUUAUCAGGAACAGUGCCAAGCGGAAGGCAUUCAAGCAGCAUCUAUGUGGGUUUAUGCAAAAAUCUUCCAUUCUGAAUCAAAGGUUCACCUAGCCGUACCUAAAAGAGAACCAUGCAAAACUUGUGAGAGGACAAAAAUAAUUCUCCACAGCGGCAAUGAGCCAGAGAAAAUUAUUCAAAUGUUAUUAAAAGAAUACCAGGAACGCCCCGCGCAGUCUAUAAAUACAUUCAUGGAGUUUUCACAUGCCGACUACACAGCUUAUGCACAGAAAAAGAACUGACACACGAUUGCCUAAUGAAAUAAAGGUCAAUAAACUAUCUCACUGCAUUCAAGUUCAAGAAUAACAUUUGCAUUUGUCAGAUAUUAUUUAUUGCACGUAAACUAUACACUUGAUUUAUUUGAUGGUGAUUUAAAUGCUCGAGUCGUUGGAGUCAUUGAGUUUGUUGUUAAUGUCUAGAUUAAUUAAAAUCUUUGGGGAGAUCUUAUUAUUAAAAGAUUUUAAAAAAUAAAAUUUAUCGUUUUAAGUACGUGUCCUUGGCUGAAUUGAGUAAUUCAAUAGUUGUAAUUGAUAUGUUCCUCAGCCAAAUACAUUUUUUUUUUUGGUAAUGCGAUUCCUACUGUACUGGGUGAGUAUUUUGAGACUGAUAAGAAAAGACUUUCCUCAAUGUCUUUUGUUCUUAGCUUAUUUUGAUUUUAAAGUUUUCCUAAAGUGAGUGUAAUUAUGGGUUUUGAUCAGAAAUAGAAAGUUAAUUCACUUUUAACAAUUCUGGGAUUUACAAAAUCAAACUAAAUAUUUUUAUUUUAUUUCACAAAGUUUGGAUGGCGUUAAAGUUUCAAAUUUUGAAAUUUUUUUUAGAAAAGAUGAUCCUUGAAUAAUAUUUUUUUUUAGAAGUUCACAGAGAUUAAUAUUUAUAAUUACUAUAAACCUCCUCAGAUAAAAAUACAAUAAACAAACCAAUUUAAGAAGUAGACAAACCUUAAAAGUUCUAUAGAAAGUAAAGGGACAUUCAUGGUAAAGGAUAAGUACAUAGAAAUACUUAAUCACAAGGAUAGUUGCAAUGUCCUCAACAAUUCCAGCCAUCAAUUUAGAGUAAUUUAGAACAAAUUUUUUAUCUGACCAUAGGUAACUGUAAAAGGAUCUUUAUAAAUAAUAAUUGAAAUCUAAUACCUUUUUAAUGCAUAAAUUAAGAGAUUUUGACAUCUAGCUGGACUCUGUCAUGUUAAUUUAAUGUGUAAUACAAUUAUCAUUUUUAGGAUAUUUUCUGCUGGUUCCAAUUUCUCAUUAUUCGUCAGUGGUUUGUAUUUUUUAUGAGGUUUGAGAUCUUCCUGUGUUCAAAAUGCACACACUUUUGAAACUUCAAGUACUUAAAUAAUGAGCUACAAACUCUGACAAGAAUAGAGUAAUGUAUAAGUAAGUGAAAAUAAAUAACAGUGGGACCUUACCACAAUACAGUUGGUUUUCCUCAUCAACUGCCAUACAGUCAUACAGCUUAUUCCUGAAUUGUUCUUCAAGAUUACAUUUUGAAAUCUCAACUUAAGAAUUAUAAUUCUUUUGUUAUAAAGCACUGCCAGGCCUUGUUUGAUAUUUAAUCUAUGUUUUCCUUACCGGUAAGAAAAAUAACGUGAAAUAUUUUGAGUUUUUGUUUUCAAUAAUUGAAAGUAAGAAAAUAAACAUUUUUUAGCAAAUAAAAAAAAGAAAAGGUAUGAGUAUAGUAUGAGUGAUUCUAUUUAUGAUUGAAAUACAAAUAAUGUUGAGAGAAUUUACCAGUAAGUAAGAUAUUGAAUUUAAUUAUAAUGUCUUUUCAUUGAGGAUUUACUUUUCUGUAAAUAUUGAGGAUUUACUUUUCUGUAAAUCUGACAAUUCUGUUAAGUACGUUAAUUUAAAAGUCAAUAGGAAUCUAGACC